Messenger RNA from Laetiporus sulphureus 93-53, 1071 nucleotides. RefSeq lists its product as uncharacterized. The record is from RefSeq and is a predicted model, not a curated record. Bases 1 to 1071 code for a protein of 356 amino acids. Lineage: Eukaryota; Fungi; Basidiomycota; Agaricomycetes; Polyporales; Laetiporaceae. The transcript is spliced from 3 exons.
AUGUCCGCUUUAGGCACUCAACCAGUGACCAUCAGCGAUGUUGACAUGGAGGCCUCCGGCGUCGAGCCUAUUGCACCACCACAAAGUAAUGCUACCGUCCCACCCACACCGACUGCCCCACCCACCCGAGCCUCGCUCGUCGAGGAACAAGACAUGACAAUGGUGCGAUUCAAUGGCCUCCUGCGCCACAUCACCAACAACAUCAAGUCACUGAAUGGCACUAUUCAGCCCCUCAUCCAGGAUGCCAACUCUACCACCUUUGUCGACAAUUUCGCCCAGGUCAUCUGCGUUGAGGCCAUAAAAAUAUUUGAACAUUUUCUUACAGACAUGGCCCCCUUUCAGUUUCACGAUUAUGACAACAAGCUGCCCGAGUUGUCCAUCCCACCCAGCUCUCAUCAGUGCCACGACACCACCCUCCCUGCAAGCAUCGACCUUCAGGCUGCAGUUGCCAAGGCCAUGGAGGACGGUGUCUGCAUGGCCAACAUGGCCAUCACCACGAGGCUUACAGCUAUCGAGGCACAACUUGCUCGCAACUGGCUGCCCCCGCCGCUCCCACCCCCAAAGCUGAAUGGCCUGCAGCAACCAUCUGCCAUGCCUGCUGGUCGCAAAUGCACUGAAGGCUCCAAUGUGGCAGCCACGGCUCAACCUACUACACAGGCACAUGCCGGCCCCACCAUGGCUCAAGUGGCUGCCAAGCCUCAUGAGAAAAGCUACGUGCUUCUUAUCACCUUCACGCAACACACCUCCAUCGAGGAGGGCAGAUCCAUGCCACAGUGGUAUGCCAAAAUCAAUACUUGCCUGUGCGAAACGCCAGCGUGGGCAAAGCUCAGUGUUGUACCCCGUGCAUCUUCGCCGGCACCGGGCCCACGCAAGCUGGCCACCGUGCUGCAGGAUUUCCAUCCGCUUGCUCCAGUCAUGAAAUUGUUCAUCCCAAGCUGCCCCCUUCGCCACCUAGACACGGAUGUUAUGCUCACUGAGGAGGAAAUCCUUGUGGAGCUUAGUUGCAACUCCAUGUUCUCCUCUGUGCAUUUCAAUGGACUACCAGCCUUCAUAAUUCCCUCUGAGCAGUGA